Molecule: messenger RNA, 1152 nt
Organism: Prunus persica (peach)
Lineage: Eukaryota; Viridiplantae; Streptophyta; Magnoliopsida; Rosales; Rosaceae
Exons: 1
Coding region: 1-1152 (383 amino acids)
Source: RefSeq, a predicted model, not a curated record
AUGAAGCAGCCUCAAGGCUUUGAAGAUGCUAUACAUCCUUCUCAUGUCUGCAAGUUACUCAAGUCCUUGUAUGGUCUUAAACAAGCUCCUCGAGCUUGGAAUGCUAAGUUCACCAGUUAUCUUCCUACUUUGGGUUUCACUCUAUCCCAUUCUGAUCCGAGUCUAUUUGUUAAGCAUACAGGCAUUGACAUAGUUCUUCUCCUUCUUUAUGUGGAUGACAUUAUCAUCACUGGUUCCUCCUCUACAUUAGUUCAAUCUGUUAUUACAGAUCUGGGUGAAGCUUUUGAUAUGAAAGACAUGGGCAAACUUACUUUUUUUCUUGGAUUGGAGAUUUCAUAUCUUUCGAAUGGUGAUAUUUUUGUCAACCAGGCUAAGUAUCUUCGAGAUCUCCUCAAGAAGGCAACCAUGGUUGAGUGUAAACCAUGUUCAACACCAGCCAAACCUUAUCAGCAGUUUCUUAAAGACGAAGGUGUUUCUCUCCAAGAUCCUACUCCUUAUCGAAGUCUCGUGGGGGCUCUUCAGUAUCUCACUUUCACUAGGCCUGAUAUCGCCUAUGCUGUCAAUUCUGUAUGCCAGUUUAUGACAGCUCCUACAGAUAUUCAUUUUGGUGCAGUCAAACGUAUUCUCCGAUAUCUCAAGGGUACCUCUCAUUAUGGUAUCACUUACACUUCAAGUGAUAUGCAACUGCUGGUCUAUAGUGAUUCGGAUUGGGCAGGAGAUCCUAAUACCAGGUGCUCUACCACUGGUUAUGUGGUUUAUCUUGGGAACAAUCCCAUCUCAUGGCAAUCUAAAAAGCAAACUUCUGUUUCGAGAAGUUCUACAGAAGCCGAGUAUAAGGCUUUAGCUCAUUCUGCCUCUGAGGUUUCGUGGAUACAACAAGUUCUUAAGGAUAUGCAUUUGUUUCUUGCCACCCCUCCUAUCUUGCAUUGUGAUAAUUUGUCUGCUCUUGCCUUAAGUUCAAAUCCUGUUUUUCAUUCCAGGAUCAAACAUUUAGACACCGAUUUUCAUUUUGUUCGUGAAAGAGUUCAGCGUGGGGACAUUCAUGUUCAAUAUGUGCCCACACAAGAACAGGUGGCUGAUGUGCUCACCAAGGGGCUUCACAUAGUGAAGAUUGAGCUUGGUAGCAAGGAAAUGGAAGCAUUCACAAGAUAA